Cinclus cinclus is the source of this 960-nucleotide messenger RNA. It is a transcript of the gene DTX3, whose product is annotated as deltex E3 ubiquitin ligase 3. The record is from RefSeq and is a predicted model, not a curated record. Gene Ontology annotation, biological process: protein ubiquitination; Notch signaling pathway. The coding region runs from base 1 to 960 and encodes 319 amino acids. The transcript is spliced from 4 exons. Lineage: Eukaryota; Metazoa; Chordata; Aves; Passeriformes; Cinclidae.
AUGGGCUCACCAGUGUCGUUCGUGCUGUCGAGGAUGUCGGGGUGCGGGGGCCCCGCCAAGAGCCGUGUGACGGUGCCGAAGCGCGUGUGGGAGUUCGUGACGCGGGAGCGCGCGGCGCGCCUGGCGCUGCUGGCGCAGGAGGCGCGGGUGCGGAUCCUGGUGGACGGCGAGACCCCCGAGCUGUACGUGCUGCAGCUCUGCGCGACCCCCCCGGGCCCGCCCGGCGCCGCGGGGCUCUGCCCGGCCCGCAAGGCGCUCAAGGCGCUGCUCAAGGAGACCGAGAAGGAGCUGAAGAAGCGCAGCCAGCGGCACGGGGAGGUGUUGGGGGCCCGGCCGGAGCCCCCCGCGGGCGCCGCCGGUCCCCCCGGUGCCGGCCCGGCGCGGGACGAGGAGCCGGAGCGGCAGUGCCCGAUCUGCCUGGGCGAGAUGCGGGGCCCGCGCACGCUGGAGCGCUGCCGGCACUCGUUCUGCGGGGAGUGCAUCGCGCGGGCGCUGCAGGUGCGCUCCGCCUGCCCCGUCUGCGGCCGCUUCUACGGGCAGCUGGUGGGCAACCAGCCCCCCGACGGGCGCAUGCUGGUCACCCGCGACGCCGCGCUGCCCCUGCCCGGCUACGAGGCUUUCGGCACCAUCAUCAUCCAGUACGUCUUCCCGCCCGGCGUGCAGGGGGUGGAGCACCCGAACCCGGGGGUGCGGUACCCUGGCACCACGCGUGUGGCGUACCUGCCCGACUGCCCCGAGGGGAACAAGGUGCUGGGGCUGUUCCGCAAGGCCUUCGCCCAGCGCCUCACCUUCACCGUGGGCACCUCGCUGACCACCGGCCGUGCCAACGUCAUCACCUGGAACGACAUCCACCACAAGACCAACUGCACCGGCGGGCCCCAGCUGUUCGGGUACCCCGACCCCACGUACCUCGCCCGGGUGCAGGAGGAGCUGCGGGCCAAGGGCAUCACCGAGGACUGA